This is a messenger RNA of Petromyzon marinus (sea lamprey), 1410 nucleotides long. RefSeq lists its product as uncharacterized. NCBI's taxonomy places the organism in Eukaryota, Metazoa, Chordata, Hyperoartia, Petromyzontiformes, Petromyzontidae. The record is from RefSeq and is a predicted model, not a curated record.
AGUUCAUUUCAAUGGUGAGCCGACGUAACGCCUGUGUGUGUUUGUGUGUGGUCCAAACGAAAUCAAAUUUAGUGCAGUUUUUUUGUCGAGUCUGCACAGGCACAGUCACCUGACGUCAAGGUUUUGCGUGUGCCCAGUGCUACGUUGUCUUCUUUUAUUCCUCGCCGAUCCAAUGAAGUCCAAGAUGAGGAUAUUCAUGUUGAUCAGCCUCUCCUGUUGGAUUACUGGUAAUCCUGUGGACGGACAGACAGCGGCUGCUGCAGAGGACUGCCCAUACCCGAAAAUCUGUUCCAGCUCUGAGCCGCUGAACCCCGUGGUAGUGUGCGGCCCCUCCGAGAUGACAGUGCUGCUGAGGCGCUGCGUGCUGGAGGCCCUGGGCCACACCGGCGCCGACCUACAGCUGUUGAACCCGGCUUGUGCACCGAGCGCAGCCUGCUAUGCCGGCGAACCCUACGUGCGCUUCUUGGUGCCGCACGACAACCCCUGCGGCAGCACCCUGAGUGAAACAAACGCAUCCAUCGUCUUCAGAAACGCCGUGUUGAGCGUUGAGAACGUGGGCGAGUCGUGGCGAGCCAAACGCAUCCAUCUCGAGUUCUCCUGCUCCUAUCCAGCGGUCGCCUCGCUGAAGCUCGGGUCCCCUUCUAACACUGUCCCGCCAGGAUCUAUGCCACAGGUCAAUUUGGGCAUUGUGCCAACAGUACAAUCGGUGCCCGGAACGACCACAAAAUCGAUUGGUCAGUUACCUGUUUCAAGGCAGAAUUCCACAUCGGUUCUGAGACAAAACAACCAACCGGUGCUCGGAACGACCACGAAAUCGGCCGGCCAGUUACCUGCUUCAAGGCAAAAUCCCACAUCGGCUCCGAGACAAAACAACCAACCGGUGCCCGGAGCAACCACGAAAUCGGCCGGCCAGUUACCUGCUUCAAGGCAAAAUCCCACAUCGGCUCCUAGACAAAACAACCAACCAGUGCCCGGAACAACCACGAAAUCGGCCGGCCAGUUACCUGCUUCAAGGCAGAAUCCCACAUCAGCUCCGAAACAAAACACCCAACCGGUGUUUGGACAGACCAGCCAACUUGGAUCUGGACAAAAUAACACAGCCAGUCCUGGAAAAACCUUCCAAGCCGGUUCCACAAGGGCCACACAGGCCCAGUUUAGUGGCAUAGUUCCAAAGAAUGCUCUCCUGCUUGCCUUAAAUGGACGCUCGUGUAGAAGCACUCAUGAUCCCGGCGCCCUGCUGCUCCUGGCGAGCGUUUUGUUCACACUCAUCUUCGUAGUACAAAAAUGAAGCUUCAAGUGGACAAAAACACUGGAACAGUUCUCCUUAUAAAGCAUCCUCAUUUGACGAUACUGAUUAGGUUUAUAUAAAUGCACACACACAAAACUUAAUUUUUUACAUCACCAGUAGAU